CACCCGGCAAUAUUGUUGUAUAAUUUGUGUUUACAAUUAAUCACCGGUUGUUUGUCACAAAAUGUGCGUCUGUGAACAGUUAUACUGUAUGUGCUGAAUUUAUUGACUGUAGAGGCUAACAUCUAAACACAGUCACCAUGGAGAAUGUAGUGGCGCCCCCUAGGCGGAAGAAGACCACGCCACAAGAUUCAGUUGGCUUGCUGAUGUCACUGGUCAGGUCUUUAUCGCAAAGUGAGAACAUGAAAGAGAGGGAGGAUAUUAAGAGAGAACUGGAAAGGAAUUUCAAAGAAUGCGAUCAAAACAUGGACAAACUCAUUCAGACCCAUCAUGAAGAUUUGACGUCACUGAUUCAAGCUUUCAGUAAAAUCUACACCAGGAUAACAGUGUCUCGGGAGAAGAUCAAGAAUAUCAAGGAGAUGCUGCACUCAUGUAAGAGCCUGCUGCACUGCAAGCGCGAUGAACUGAAGAAGCUCUAUAUAGAGGGCGUCGAGCAGAAGCAGGUGCUGGUGCUGCUCGAACAGAUAGACCAGGUGAAGGAGGUUCCUCAGCGGCUGCAUGCUUACAUGAGCAAGAAGCACUACCUGCAUGCCAGUGAGGAGCUGGUCAGCGCAUUGGCAAGGCUGGAGGAAGACCUGAGUGAGGUGGAUGGAUUGCACGACCUUAGACUAGAGCUGCAAGACAAGAAGGCGGCUCACGUGCGCUGGAGGUUCCGUCGCCGCCGCCCGCUGCCGACCGCAACACCAGCGCCAUCUGCGAAGAUCUACACGAGAUGAACCCGGAGGAGAAUAGCGGUCACUUUAUGGCAAUCCUCGUAGAGUCUCUGAACGUGCUUGGCAAACUGCCAGAUGCA
Molecule: messenger RNA, 850 nt
Organism: Priapulus caudatus
Lineage: Eukaryota; Metazoa; Priapulida; Priapulimorpha; Priapulimorphida; Priapulidae
Product: exocyst complex component 4-like
Exons: 9
Coding region: 138-773 (211 amino acids)
Biological process (GO): chemical synaptic transmission; Golgi to plasma membrane transport; exocytosis
Cellular component (GO): growth cone membrane; synapse; exocyst
Source: RefSeq, a predicted model, not a curated record